Epithele typhae is the source of this 1335-nucleotide messenger RNA. Its product is annotated as mitochondrial ribosomal death-associated protein 3-domain-containing protein. Bases 1 to 1335 code for a protein of 444 amino acids. Gene Ontology annotation, cellular component: mitochondrial small ribosomal subunit. Gene Ontology annotation, molecular function: structural constituent of ribosome. The transcript is spliced from 9 exons. The record is from RefSeq and is a predicted model, not a curated record. Lineage: Eukaryota; Fungi; Basidiomycota; Agaricomycetes; Polyporales; Epitheliaceae.
AUGUCUCUCCUCGCCGCGGCACGCGCCGGUCGCUCAACACCUCUCGUCACCGGCGCCUUGCUCGGCCAGACCAGAGGCUACGCGGCGAAGGGGUCCACGAAGGUGGCACAGAAGAAGAAGUCAACCUUCAAGAAGAACAGCAAAACGGAGCGGGAAACGAGGGGUGCUCGGGAUGCCGGGGCUUUCCGCGCCAUGACGGACGCGAAGAUUACGGAGAACCCCAUCGUGCGCGACAACAAGCGCAUACCUAUCACUCUCCCCGAGUUCCAGGCCGACCUCCUCACGCCCAAAGUUGCGAAUCUUGCUAUGACAUUCCCUCACACGCGAUCACUUGGAGCGUUCGGUGUCCCCACCAACGUGCUAGUCGACCACAUGCUGCUAGCGACCAAGUGCUCUGUCGUCCGAGAGUCGACGCUGUCAAUGCUGGACAGACUGGACAAGGCUGCGAGUACGUCAAGUCAAAGCACACGUCUGGUGAUUAGCGGGAAGUCGGGCUGCGGCAAAAGCUACUUGCUUCUACAAGCAACGCAGUACGCACUCCAGAAGCAAUGGAUCACGCUGUACAUUCCCCGAGCCAUCAGCCAGUUGGACUCCAGCUCAUCUUACGCAUAUAACCGCCGUACAAUGACGUAUGACCAGCCGGACUUUGCACAUCAGUUCCUCAAGCGUUUCAAGGACGUCAACGAAACUCUCCUGCAACAGCUCACGUUAGAGCAAUCGUACGCGCUCGAGGGGCGCACGGUUGACAAGUCGUCUCCUUUGAUGCAACUUAUUCAGUAUGGCACGGAGACCCCGUCGAACGCGCCCACUGUCCUGAGUGCCGUGCUGGAGGAACUGGCUUUGCAGAAGAACUUCCCUGUGCUCCUCGCAGUCGACGACUUCCAGGCGCUGUACUGCAUGUCGCUCUACCGCGACCCGUACUUUAAGACCGUCAUGGGCCAUCACAUGACGCUCCCCCGCACGAUCCUCGAGUUCGCGUCAGGAAAGCGGUCAUUCGCUCGGGGCGCAGUCCUAGGAGCCAUCUCCACCACAGAUGCUAGAUUCGCGACCCCCAUAGAGAUCUCGGAUGCGCUCGGAACCACCCACGUCGGCCCAUCAAAUCCCUACGUGCGCCGCGACCCCGACCUCGUCGGCUAUGCCAAGGGUCUCGUUAACCUCCCCGUGCCGGACUCGCUAACCGUGAGCGAAGCCGCGUCGGUGUACGAGCUGUGGCAGAAGACGAAGGGGAUCCAUCUAGCGCACGGAGACGAGACGUUUAUGAACAAGUAUACGCAGGCGGGUGGCAACGCGCGGCGGUUCGUGCAGAACGGUCUUCUGCACUCGAUCGCGAUGUGA